Messenger RNA from Paramecium pentaurelia, 979 nucleotides. NCBI's taxonomy places the organism in Eukaryota, Ciliophora, Oligohymenophorea, Peniculida, Parameciidae. The record is from the annotation of a GenBank genome assembly.
AUGAUUGUAACAAUAAACAAUUAUUCAGGUUAUUAAGGAAUUAAAAAGAAAGAGGAUGCAACUUCUACUUAAAUAACCGAAAGGUAUGCAUAGGAAUCGUAAAAUAAUACUAUUUUAACACAAAAUUUGGGACAUUACUAAAGUCGACAAUAAUCAGAUGCAAACAUUGAAUAAUUCAACCUAUAUCCUAAUGAUACUCAUAUGUAUAAUACUCCUAAAAAGUAAUAAAACUAAAAUACAGAGUUUAUUGAAUAAAGUAAUGAAAUAUUAAAAAACUCUAAAAUCAACAUAACUACUGAGAAUGUUAAUAUAAUAACCAGAAAAUUAAGUUCAUCUACAAUUGUUGUUAAAAAAAUGGAGGAACAAGAAUGUAAAUAUUGCAGAUAAGUUGAUUCGCUAUAUAAUUUUAUACGCCCUUGCCUUUGCAAAGGAUCCAUGUAGCAUGUACAUCAAUAAUGUGUACAAAAAGAUAUUGAGAGUAAUUUUAUGGAUGAGAAUCAAAGAAAAUUCAUCAAACCUAUUAGAUGCGAAAUUUGUUAAUUUGUUUUUAAGAUUAAAAUAUAUAGAGAGACUAAUGUACUAUAAUCUUUUAAGGAUCCUAAUAAACAUGAAAAGCUUUUAUUUCUAUCAUUUGUUUUGAUAAUUUUAACUUUGAUAACGAUUGGGCUUGUCAUAUUGUCAAUUCUUAUUAAAGAGGAAUUAAGAAUGCAUAUUGACUUAUUAAUGGGAAUUGUGAUUGCUUUUUUGAUAGUUUUAGGAUUAAUGAUAGCUUUCUCUUUAAAUUUUAUAGAUUUAAUUACAAAUGUAUUUAUUUAUAACUUAAUAAUUAUAGUAUUAUUGGUUUGUAUUGGAUCGACAAAUUGCAAAUAAAGUUGAUAAUGGAAUCUAAGUGGAUUAUUAGAGUUUGAAUUUAAUUUUGCUAAGUGGAUCACUAAAAUACUAAUGGAAAAAAAGUUAAGUACUACCACUAAAUGAAUGA